Messenger RNA from Melanaphis sacchari, 2323 nucleotides. RefSeq names its product acetyl-coenzyme A transporter 1-like. Bases 362 to 2005 code for a protein of 547 amino acids. The transcript has 10 exons. Gene Ontology annotation, molecular function: acetyl-CoA transmembrane transporter activity. Lineage: Eukaryota; Metazoa; Arthropoda; Insecta; Hemiptera; Aphididae. Gene Ontology annotation, cellular component: membrane. The record is from RefSeq and is a predicted model, not a curated record.
UUGAAAUAUCGCUCAUAUUCAUCACACAAUAGUCAACCACAUUAAAUUGUAAAAAUUCUUUAAGCUUUUUCGGUUUUCUUUUAUUUUGUUUAAUAUUUAAAAACCCGAUUUUAUAACUGCAGUGAUAAAAUAAGUAUCGUAUUAACCGCUCUUUCAAUUGUUGGUAAACAAAAACAUAUAAUUUGCAUAAAUCACAAGACUAGACAACAUGUAGAUAUGCAUUAACUGUUGGUAAAAAAAAAUCUAAAAGCUAUAUUACUUAUACCACUCUACAUAUUACUUACAGGUUAACUGUCUAUAGAUUUUGUUUCAACAAUCAAAAUAUUGAACGUAAUCGUUUAUAAAAACGUGAGAACGAUCGAUGGACGUGGAACUUGCCGACUUAGAGUCUGCUUACCAAGACGCGAACGUCGUUAUCGCGAAACCGACAACAGAAAACGGGAAAGAAGUGAUUGCACGUGUCAACAACCAUGUGCGAUGUAGCGACGACGACAUAACGCCGUCCGAAGCUCAAACAGACAUCAAGCCCAACCUAAAAGGGGACAGGCUCAAUGUGGCCCUACUUGUGCUGCUAUACAUGUUACAAGGUGUACCGAUAGGGAUUUCAUUUGCCAUUAGGACGUACAUGCAGAACAUGAACGUCUCAUAUGUUCAGCAGGCAAAGUUCGGUGUAGUCGAUAUACCGUGGAGUUUAAAGCUAUUGUGGGCUCCGUUGGUAGACGUCAUGUACUCGCGUCGUGUGGGCAAACGGAAGACAUGGCUAGUCCCAGGAGAAUGUUGUAUAGGACUGUUGCUGAUAUCCGUGGCGUCGAACGUAAAAUGGCUGAUGGAGGACGAGACGCGUACGAUCACGUUGACGUGCGCGUUCUUUUGUGUGAACGCUUUAGCCGCAACUAAUGACAUCGCCGUCGACGGAUGGACGCUCACUUUGUUAAGGAGGGAGAACCUAAGAUACGCAUCAACGUGCAAUACGUCUGGUCAAGCAUUGGGAGUAGCAUUCGGCUACGUAUUGUUCAUAUUGUUAGAGUCUGAGAAAUUUUGCAACAAGUGGCUACGUUCCACAGCCCAAAAAGGUGGCAUGAUUUCAAUGGAAGGAUAUUUAUUAUUUUGGGGAAUAACAUACACUAUGGUCUCCGCAUCUAUCGCCAUAUUCGUAAAAGAGAGAUGUAAUCAAGUCGAUAAAAUCAGCAAAAUCGACGUCAAGCAAAUGUAUAAACUGUUAUGGAAAAUCAUAAAUCUUCGGACAAUGAAAAUAUUUACCGCAGUUAUGCUGGCAUAUGAAUUCUCGUUUUCGUCCUUGGGGACAUCCGUGUCGAAUCCAAAAUUUAUGGAAUACGGCAUGACAAAAGAAUCCAUCGCCUUGAUCGAUCUGUCGUUGAUUCCAAUAAAGAUUUUUAUUCCUAUUUUUAUAGCCAAAUAUACGUCUGGGCCGAGACCGUUGAAAAUACUUUACAAGACGGUGCCAUAUUGGUUGGUGUUGGGAAUUUCCUCGGGAGUCCUCGUAUACUAUACACCGAACUUUAUGAACGGCGAGUACAGUGAUUGGUCGAAUUACUAUUUCGUGAUUUUCGAAUUCCUUCGUAUUUUGAGACUGGUGUUGUUAGUUGCCGUUUACCUAAGCGUGAGAUCGUUUUUCCUACGGAUCAGCGACCCUAGGAUCGGUGGUACUUACAUGUCACUAAUGAAUACUGUAUGGUACUUUGGAAUGGCUAUAUCCCGGAUUGUGGCUCUGGGACUGCUCGACAUGCUGACGGUGGAACGGUGUUCGACGCACCGAGAAAUCGAGUGUCUUUCGAAAACGGCAAAUAAAGAUUGCGAGAAGCUCGUUGGAAAUGAAUGUGUCAUCGUUAUGGACGGUUUCUUUGUCGAGGUGCUAUUUUGCACGGUUUCCGGUGUGGUGUGGUACCUGUCCUUGAAAAAAAUCCUUGAGAACUUACAGUCCAAACAAACGAGCGAUUGGCAAGUCAACGACGACGGACUGAUCCACGGCGUGCUACAGGGAUAACGAUCACGUUGCUUGCAACUUGCCAGACUUAUUAAAAAGGUUGCCCUGAUAAGAACCGUCUGCAGCCAUGUAUCACCAACUCUGUUAGCGUGUUCGCGGGGCCACUAUUCCAGCAAUCGUUAAAUCAUUUUAAAUUGUUUUUAUAUGUUUUUUUUUACAUAAAAACUUAUUUCGAACUAUAUUUGUCAUAACGGCGAGGGUUCGACAGGUAUAUUACUAAUUUAUAUACAAAAUGAAACCUAAACAGUGUGUAUCAAUAAUCUUCCUAAGUAUAUGUAUAUUGUAUGCUACAUAAUUUUAAUUAAAUAAACAACUAUA